Geodia barretti is the source of this 1667-nucleotide messenger RNA. The record is from the annotation of a GenBank genome assembly. NCBI's taxonomy places the organism in Eukaryota, Metazoa, Porifera, Demospongiae, Tetractinellida, Geodiidae.
UUGUCCCUCGGUCGGAAGUUUAGUAGUAGAGGAAACUCCUUGUCUUGGCCAGUUCAGUCUUUUGAAAGAGGACGAGAGACACAACAGACGGAGAGGGAAGAGGGUCUGGUGCCUACGGUCGUCGAGGUCUCCCGCGAAGCGUACAAAGAACAAAGCAAACACAAACGGUGUGUUCGUUGGGUGAGCGGUAUUCAUUCUACCCGGCCGUCUAUCAUCAGUGAAUAAGUGUACGAUAACUUCCGUGUGAUUCUGUUUGGCUACUUAUCCUCUAGAAACGUAUGCUACGAGACUGUGAGGGUCCUAGCUACUGUACCAUCAAUCUACAGUGUGUCGACGUACGAACGAACUCGCACCAUUCUCGCCGAGAUUCUUUAUAGAAUUCGUGCCAAAUUUCAGUAAUGGCCCUUGUGUCGUCGCAUCUGCUUCCGUUUCUACUACUCUCGUUAACCGCCGCGUCCUGGGGUUGGCGCUAUGAGGACCAGCCGUACGGACAAUCCGAGACUUCGAACGGCUACUCGCAGAGCGCUGGUUCUGACAGCCGGUAUACACCACAUGCAGAGAGGCCCCCUCCUAGAAUCAACACGGACACGGGGUAUGGGGACAUGGGAACGAGACCAGAGUCCGAUGCGUGGAACCGGGCCGAGCGUCCGCAGCAGUCUCAGUUUGACUACGAGGAAUCGAAUAAGGGGUACGGGAACGCGAGAACGGAAACGCUGGACUGCGGCAAAGAUCUUUACAUCUCGUCAAAUAAAAUCAUCGAUAUUCAGACUUCGGUGCAGUUUGGCGCGCAGUUACUGGAUGGAGUAUACUCGUAUUCGUUUGACAGCUGUGUGGACGCCUGCUGUAGCUACGAAGGCUGCAAUCUCGCUCUGUACAAGAUGAACGGCGCGUCUGAAACGGGAAAAACCUGUUAUUUCGUACACUGUGGGCUCGCGGAGCACUGUCGGAUGGUCAGCAAUGAUGGUUUCAAAGCCGGUUUUCUCAUCCAGAAGCCUGAUUACGGGGAUAUCCUCGACGAUCAUAGUGCUAAACAAAACCCCUCUCCCACCCUCCCUCUCUCUCCUACAGCUAAACAAAACCCCGAUGAAUCUUCUUCCACUACAACUGAACCCCCUGAAACUCCAUCCUCCUCGCCAUCUGCCACGCCCACUACACAAACCACACCCACAGAGGCAGACGUCAUCUCCACAGAAACAACGGAGAGUCCCGAUUCCACGAUAGUCCCCAUGCCAGAGACUCAUUCCAAGCCGAAUGGAACAGAAAAACCAGCAACAACAGAGGAGGAAACCACACCCACUACUGACACGCCCACUCAAUCUUCAUCUGAAGGAAACAUAUCAUCACCGGUUGCCACUAGCAACAUUCCGCCCUCCUCGUCGGAGCCUUCUACUACUGACUCCACUCCUCAGUCAUCGUCGGGGGCAACCAACACAUCAAAGGUUGCCAUUGACAACGCUACAAGAGCUCAGAAAAAGGCGGACAACUAUGACAAGUGUGCAAAGGACGGUUGUGAUGGGAGUGGACUAAUUGCCGUGUCGAUUAUAGGGACACUUAUCAUUAUUGUUCUCUUCGUGGUUUCCGCGGUGAUAGGCAGACGGAUCUACAAGCUGAAAACGAGACGUCAGUAUCGUAACGUGGACUACCUCAUCAACGGAAUGUACACAUAG